Messenger RNA from Solea solea (common sole), 5130 nucleotides. RefSeq names its product RUN domain containing 1 (gene rundc1). The record is from RefSeq and is a predicted model, not a curated record. The transcript is spliced from 5 exons. Bases 166 to 1878 code for a protein of 570 amino acids. Lineage: Eukaryota; Metazoa; Chordata; Actinopteri; Pleuronectiformes; Soleidae.
ACCACUUUUUUGACGUAUGAAUCAUUCUUCCCAAGAUGGCGUCAAUCCACCUGUUCCUCCGGUGGUGACAAUUCUACCAGUUUCUUGACAAAACACGAAAACUAAACUCGCAUUUUAACGACGGGCGGCGCAGUUUAACAGCUGGACUCAACUUCACCGUGGAUAAUGUCCACGGAGGAGCUGUCGGCGUCGGACAGUGAGGCUGUCUUAGCCGGCGCUGGGGAGCGAUGGGCACCGGUGGGCGCCGUGGCCAGUCCCGAGGAUGAGAGCGGGAGCGGCGGCGCUGUACAUCCGAAGCAGAGAGGCUCGUCCUCGGCCAGCGACGAGGAAAUGGCCUCCAAGCUGCGGAGGCUGGAAGAGGAGCAGGAGCAGCUGAACUCCUCUCUGCUCGCCCUCACCUCCCACUUCGCGCAGGUUCAGUUUCGACUCAAACAGAUCGUCCACGCCCAGAGCGACGAGAAGGAGAGGAUGCUGGCGGAGCUGGAGGAGUUCGCCUUCCGAGGCUGUCCUCAUGUGGUGGGCUGCAGGGCUCAGGACGCCAAACAGCUGCUGGAGAACUCGACCGAGCGGGAGAAGAGGGAGCGUCUGGAGGCUCAGAGGGAGAAACAGAAGGACCUCAUUCUCCAGCUGAAGACGCAGCUGGACGACCUGGAGCGCUUCGCCUACCAGGAGGGCAGCUAUGACUCGCUGCCGCAGUCGGUCGUCAUGGAGAGGCAGAAGGUCAUCAUCGACGAGCUGAUCAAAAAGCUGGACGUGAACCUGAACGAGGACAUCGGGAACCUGACGCCGGAGGAGCUGAGGCAGAGAGUCGACGGUGCCAUCGCUCAGAUCGUGAACCCGGUGAGGGUCAAAGAGCAGCUGGUGGAGCAGCUGAAAACCCAGAUCAGGGACCUGGAGAUGUUCAUCAACUUCAUCCAGGACGAGGUGGGGAAUCCUCUCUUGUCGGACGUUGGACACGACCAGCAGCCGCAGGCAGCAGGAUCCAGCGCCAGAACUCCAGGACUGAAGAAGAAAGUGGACCCUGAACAGGCCCAGAGGAUGCGGGAGACCGGCCUGCAGCUCAUCCAGAAGGCCCUCGCUGUGCUGCAGAUCUUCGCCGCGAGUCAGUUCGGCUGCGCGGCAGGACACGUCCCCCAGAGCAUGUGGCCUCAGGAGCCCACAGUGAGAGACUACGGGCCCCUGCUGCAGCGCCUGGAGGCGGCCGUGGACAGAGUGCGGGUGCUGGGCUCGUGCAGGCAUCAGCCCGUCGAACACAUCGUCAACUACACCAGCAACGCGGCCCUUGGGCCCCGCGACGAGCUGACGACGGUCGUGAGGAAGGAGCUGGCGAUCGCUCUGAAGGACUUGUUGUCUCACGGCCUCUUUGCGCCCUCUCAGACCAUGAGCCUAGUGCUGGCCCCCAUUUCCUGUCUGCUGCCGUACAGACCAGAGACACAGACCAUGCACCCGUGGGAGCUCUUUGUCAAAUACUACCACUCCAAAAACGGGAAGGCCUUUGUGGAGACGCCGGCCCGGCAGCUCUCACAGUCCUUCAGACUGCCUGUAGGGGGCGGCCCAGUGACUAUCACCCCUAAGCAGUCGCUGCUGUGGGCCGUCCACACCGUGCUGAAGGAGCACGGACGCUACAAGCGGGGGCCAGACACAGAGUUCAAAGCGCUGGUGUGCAUGGCUCUGAACGAGCAGCGGCUGGUGUCGUGGCUCAACUUGCUGUGUAAGUCGGGGGCGCUGAUCCAUCCGCACUACCAGGCCUGGAGCUACAUGGCACAGACCGGCUUCGAGGGAGCCCUGCGCAUCCUGGGCCGCAUCAGCCACCUCAAGUUCAGCCUCCCCGUGGACCUGGCUGUCCGGCAGCUGAAGAACAUCAAGGACGCUUUCUGAGGAGCGCUUUAUCGGUGGAAGAACCACGCGACGCUUACUGUACCUGCAUGUGUUUGUACUUCAAGUAGGUCACGUUUUAAAGGUCAUUUAAGCAGCCGUCAAAUCUAUAGUCCAAGACAAUAAUUAUUCCGACUAAAAUAUCAUUAUGAUAACUGCAAAACAUUUGCUUUAAAGUUUUGUUUUUAGAUCGUGUUCGUACAAAUACAGCGGAAACAGAUGAACUAACGCAACUCAUAUUUCAAAAUAUGUUACUAACAUUUGAAUAGGAGAAAACAUGAGACGAAAAACGCAACUUUCGGUAUUUUAGGGCAGAAUUAUGUGUCGCUACUUGGGCUCACAGACACGAGAUGAUGAGAGAAAUUUUGUAUUGCGAUAGUCUCGACCGAAAUAACUGCAAUUCAUGAUGUUACUGUGAUGGUUUUAAAAAUCUGCUUUAAACUUUAUCUAAAGCCAACAGCAAUUCAACGAUAUGAACAUUUCUUUAUCGUGAUUUACGAUAUUACUGCGAUGCUAAUUAAAAAAAUGCUUUCAAUUUUUACAGUGGCUAUAAACACGUUUUUUUUACUCGUAUCCAUUAGCUUACGCUAUGUGCACAAGUUACCACAAAUGAUGAAACAGAUGAAGUAAUUCUACAAUUUUUUUAAAGAAAAAACGGGAAUUAUGUUGCCAAACCAAAUGUCAACUUCCAGCGUUAGGGGGCGGAGCUUUGACCACCUCGUGGCCACACCUGUUGCAUUGUUGCUGCUGUUGCUAACGUGCGUGGGACAAUGCGAAAAACUCGACGUCAGGAUUAUUAUCGUAAACUGACAAUUGUGCUAUUAUUGUUAUGUGUAAAAAAAAUAGCAGAUUUUAAUCCAAAAACACUGAAAUCACUUUACCUUUCAUUUGUUUUUUCUUUUCUGUUAAUUCAUCUAACGCUACUAAAAAUAGGUUUCUGAGGUCUCAAACUUGCGGCUCACGGGCCACAUGCAGCCCCAUGGCCAGUUUCAUGUCAACUCAAUAUCAACUUAUAAUGAAGUAUAUCUUAGUUUUUUUAUUAACAGAUUGAUUUUGCGUAAAUGUUUAAUUAUUAAUAUAUUGUUCCUUUUCAAAACAACUGCUUUUAUUUAGAAAAAUCUUCACAAAUAUUGUUUUUGCAAUGUCACGAUGGAAUAUCUUGAUGUAGUUUUAAACUCCCGUCUUUACUCAACCGUUCAGUUCAGUGGCCCUCAGGUCAUUUGGGUUUGAGAACCCUGGUUUUCUCGUCACUUUAAAGUCGAUUAGGGCUGCAACUAACGAUUCUUUUCAUAAUCGAUUAAUCGAGUAAUUGUUUGGUCCAUAAAACGUCAGAAGCUGAAAAAUCAGAAAACUUGUUUUAAUUCCUUUAAAACGCUCAAAUUAAUCCAUUGUCGAUUAAUAAUCGAGUAAUUGUUUCAGCUCUAAAGUCGAUAAAACAUUUAAUCAAUGCAGCUCUGUUUAUAAUAGCACAUUAUUUUGGACAAUUCUACAGCCGUUAAGUCAAAAUAAAUCCAGACGGCCUGAAUAUCAUGCUGGUCAUGGUUAAUGGACUAAACAACUACAAAAAUGAUGGACAGACAGAAAAUAAGUGUUUGCUGCAGCCCUAAUACACACUACGGUAAUAUACUGUAGAAACUUUCGACAUAAAUUACUGCAAGAAUGAUGUAAACAAACUUCAGGGGCUCCUUUGCUGAGCUCAAUCAAUCACAUGUAGCAGAGCAAAACCACUCAGGUCAGAGAGAAAUGAGAAAUAUCUUCGAUUUUUUCAGUCAGGGUGUGAUGUUUUUGUUGUUUAACAUUUUAAGAAUGUUAAAAUGUGACAUGUACUGUACGUAAACAUUCUGCUGUGAUGAUUCCGACCCUGUAUGAACUGCUGCUCUUUCCCCACUGACGUGUUUGACGUGAUUGUACGCUGUCAUUUCACUUUGUUUUCGUUUAAAUGUCCCUCAAACUGUUGAGAUGCACAAAUCAUAUCCUGAAAAGGGAUAGUUGAGGGUUUUUUUCUUGAAGAAACUGUUGCUGUCGUCGUGUAGUGGGUACUUAGAUUUAUGCUGCUGUUCACACGGGACGCGAUUGAUCGUGUCUAUCGCAUCCACACACAAAAAUAAUAGUUUCCCCCGAGUGGAUUUUGGACACUGGCGAGUAUGUGACAUCUGGAGAAUCUCAACACUGAUUGGCUGUCGCUAGAGCUGCGGCUAACGAUUAUAUACAUAAUCGAUUAAUCUGUCGAGAAACGUAGAAAAAAUAUUGAUCAGUGUUUGUCAAACUUGGAUAUGAUAAUGUUCUCAAACGUCUUGGUUUGUCCACAAACGAAAAUGAUUCAGUUUUCAAUGACGUCUUUGGUAUAUGGAGCAAAGAAACCAGAACAUGUUCACAUUUAAUAAUGAAAAAACCCUCAAAUCGAUUAUCAAAAUAGUUGACAAGAUUAAUUUAGUAAUCGAUUAAUAAUCGUUUCAGCCCGAGUCAUGGCGUCAGUGCUGUUUUUCACAAAAGUUGAACAAUUUCAACUCGAGCAACGUAAUGUAAAGUUGUCGUGUAACAAAUUUUGCAUCGGUCUGGUGUGAACACAGCAUAAGUCGUGCUAUGUUUGUAGAAAAAGGCCAUCUAAAGGUGUUUAGCACGGGUGACAGCAUCUUUAUUUGGUGGAAGUUUAGAUGAGGCUUUUGUUAAGUGGCUAAAAUCUGUGUCCCUAUUGUUCCACAUGCAGGGGGCGCUGUGCCAGUACCUCACACAACCAAAAGCAAAAAAAAAACCUGAACUAUCACUUUAAAUACUGAAUGUAAAAAACCAUAGAUGCUUUUAAACUGAGGUUGUUUUACAGGUGGUGUAGAACUUAAUGGUUCCUGGGUCCAGACCUCUCACAGAUUAUUAAAAAAAACCAUUAUUAAUUCACCUGGACACACACAUGUUUUUGUUUUAUCUUGUGUUUAUGUUGUGCUUUGUUCUGGGCUGUAUUCACUACGUAAACCGUGUAUUUUCGGACAUUUAUUUAUUUAGGUUUUAGCUCAACACUGAAGUAAGAAAGAACAUAUGACGACAUAUCAGAUGAUUCAAGUAGCCGCUGUCACAUCGCUGAUGAUUUAAAUCGUGUUAAUAUAUUAUUUUUUAUUUUUAAAUCCCUUUAAUGACAGUUAAUAUAUUGGGUGACAUGAAGAGUGGACUUGAUUUUGUGUUUUUAUCAUGUUUUGUUUCAUACCUACUGUACCUACUGCUGUAAACACAGGAAACGUGUAAUAAAUGAACCGCUGUGCUGUU